AACAGAGCCCCCUUCCAGGAAUAACUCGAAUCCAACGACGACAAUGUCUUCCAUCAAGCUCUUUCAGCCCAUCGAAUUCGGCGAUGUCACUCUUCAGCACAGGGUGGUUAUGUCCCCUCUCUCGCGCUUCCGUGCCAACGCAGCGCACGUAAAUGGCGACCUCUCUCGUCAAUACUACGAACAGCGUGCCAGUGUCCCCGGGACCCUUAUCAUCAGUGAGGGUACCCUCAUUUCCGCCAAAGCGGGCGGCUCUCCCAACGCCCCUGGCAUAUGGAGUGAGGAUCAAAUCAUUCACUGGAAGAAGAUUGUAGACGCUGUUCAUGCGAAGGGCUCCUUCAUCUACCUCCAGCUUUGGGCUUUGGGCCGCGCUGCCUAUCCUGCUGCGCUUGUCGCAGAGGACCCAAGCUUCCCGUACGUCAGCUCUGGGAAUGUUAAGCUCGAUGACCGCGAAGAGACUCCUCGCGCCUUGACGAUCCCUGAGAUCAAGGAGUAUGUCGAGAUGUACGCCACCGCAGCAGCGAACUCUGUUCACAAAGCCGGCUUUGACGGUGUCGAAAUCCACGGCGCGAACGGUUUCCUCCCCGACCAGUUCCUCCAGACUACAGCAAACAACCGCACGGACGAGUACGGCGGAUCGAUAGAGAACCGUAUUCGGUUCACACUUGAAGUCGUCGACGCUGUUGUCAAAGCCGUUGGUGGCGCUCAAAGGGUCGGCUUGCGGCUGAGUCCCUGGUCGUCUUAUCAGGGCAUGUACAUGAAGGAUCCGAACCCGAGCUUCGCAGCCCUCAUCACGGCGAUCAAAAGAAAGCACCCAACCUUCGGAUACCUGCAUGUUAUCCAUGCCCGAGUCGACGGGGCGGCCAUCCGUGAGAUCAAGCCGGAGGAGAACGACGACUUCCUUCGCCAGAUCUGGGGUGACAAAAUCUACCUUAGCUGCGGUGGGUACACCCGUGAAGAUGCCAUUGAGACCGCCGACAAGAAGGGUGGUCUGGUGGUUUUCGGUCGUUCAUUCAUCUCCAAUCCGGAUCUCCCGCUUCGUUUGAAGAAGAACUAUGCCCUCGCUCAGCCGGAUUACACCACGCUUUACACUGCGGAGAGCCCCAAGGGCUAUAUCGACUACCCCUUCUACUCGGAAAUCGAGCCUGAGACGACCACAGUCAGCGCUAGCGGCGUUACUGUGAAAGCGUAGAUACCGGACAAUCAGAUGAUCAUCUUAUUAUACACAUUGAAAUCCAUCCUACUUAUGUGCAAUGCUACGUUGAUAGAUCCCC
This is a messenger RNA of Heterobasidion irregulare TC 32-1, 1271 nucleotides long. RefSeq lists its product as uncharacterized. The transcript is spliced from 4 exons. The record is from RefSeq and is a predicted model, not a curated record. The coding region runs from base 44 to 1189 and encodes 381 amino acids. Gene Ontology annotation, molecular function: NADPH dehydrogenase activity; FMN binding. Lineage: Eukaryota; Fungi; Basidiomycota; Agaricomycetes; Russulales; Bondarzewiaceae.